Messenger RNA from Racocetra fulgida, 222 nucleotides. The record is from the annotation of a GenBank genome assembly. NCBI's taxonomy places the organism in Eukaryota, Fungi, Glomeromycota, Glomeromycetes, Diversisporales, Gigasporaceae.
AUGGCAGCAGACGUUUAUAGUUUUGGUAUAAUUAUGACUGAAAUGUCUAUAGGAACACCACCUUAUUAUAAUAUUGAUUAUAAUCUAGAAUUGGCGUACAAAAUAUUAAGAAAUGGUUUGCGUCCAGAAUUUGGCAAGGAAUUUUUGUUUGGUUGGAAAGAUCCGAGCAGUUGCGCGAUAUUAUUUCGCAUAAUUUUUGUAACAAGGAACCUAAAAUUUUGA